Molecule: messenger RNA, 1694 nt
Organism: Bombus huntii
Lineage: Eukaryota; Metazoa; Arthropoda; Insecta; Hymenoptera; Apidae
Product: carbohydrate sulfotransferase 11-like
Exons: 5
Coding region: 10-1176 (388 amino acids)
Biological process (GO): carbohydrate biosynthetic process
Cellular component (GO): membrane
Molecular function (GO): sulfotransferase activity
Source: RefSeq, a predicted model, not a curated record
UGGCAGUUGAUGACUGUCACAAUAAUCUAUUCAGUUUUAAUUAUGUCACUUCAAAUACAAUUUGUAAAAUGCAUGCUAUGUGUUAUUUUAUACAUUGCAGUUUGCUUUUUUUUACUAAAAAUAAAACAGGGUACUUACUUAACACAAUAUCCAGUUUCGUUGUUUUUAGUAAAGUAUAAUCAAACAAAGAAAGAAUGUUCUGUAGUUUCUCAAUCAGUUAAUAAAAUAAAAAAUCUCAAUCAGGUAAUAAAACCAAUCAAUUUAGAAAUAGAACUUUUAGAACGUGAUGAAAUGAAAGGAGAAUUAAUAAAUUUACAGGAAUGUGCAAUUAUUCUGCAACAAAUUUCGAAUGUAUGUAUGAAAUAUAAUUUAAAAACUCCUUUGAUAAAAAGGCAUUUUUUAUAUAAUGCUGAACAUAAAUCAAUGUACUGUUGGAUUCGCAAAGUAGCUUCAACAAGUUUUACAAAAUUAUUUGCAGAUAUGAAAAAUCGUCCACCCACGCGAAACUAUUAUAAAGAUGUAGACAUUUUAUCACCACGAACAUUAAAGGAAUUGCAACUUUUAUCAAAUGAUACAAAAAUAUUUAAACUUCUUGUUGUACGAGAUCCUUUUCAAAGGCUUGUGUCAUCAUAUAGAGAUCGAAUAGCAGAUAAUUCAAAACAUACUGCACAAGCUUGGAUUUAUACAGAAAAGAUAUUCCGUUUUACAAGACCUCAAUUGUUUCAUUCGAAUACAACAACUGGUAAUUUUCAAGAAAAAGUAUUUACAUCUGAUAAAAGGUUAAAGAUAGUACCAACUUUUAAAGAAUUUUUGGAGUGGCUUUUACAAACCUCUGAAAAAGAUGAUGUUCAUUGGACUCAAUACUAUUCACACUGUGCUGUAUGCGACGUACGAUAUAAUUAUGUCCUAAAGUUAGAUGAUUAUACAUAUGGACAAAUUAAUUAUGUGUUCUCUAAAUUUGGUCUGGAUAAAAAUAAGGCAUAUUUUCCUACGUUAGGGGAAACGCAGGGUGGACACACAAACUUUGACAUUACAUGCAAAUAUUUCGCAAAUUUGACACAAGAUAUAGUUUUAAAAUUGUACGAAAAAUAUAAAAUUGAUUUUGAAAUGUACAAUUACAAUAUUAAUCGGUAUAUAAAUUGUGCAAAGAAAAGAUUCGUUGAAAAAAAACCAUAAUUUAAUAGAGAAAUACAAUAUUUUGUAGUAAGAAAAAUGUAUUUAUUUUUCGUUUGUAUAAAAAUGCAUUUCAUACUUAUAAUCCAUGAAAUUAGAUACUAAAAACAUAGCACUAUGUAUUUUUAUAAAUAUCUGUAAAAAUUAAAAUACAUAUUCAAAAAUAAUUUCAGUAAAAUUACUAUUAUACAUAUGUCACUUGUUCCUGUACUGUAUCAUCAUAUGUACUAUGAACUUAUUUACUAAUGAUUGUAUUUUUAUUUAUGAAUUAUAUUAACAAAAUUAUAUGAAAAUUUAGAUUGCAAAAUAAACCACAUAAGAGAAUUACUGGAAUUGAUAUGUAUGUACACUUUUUGUACAAACAUAUGUUUCUAUAUAAAUUUAAUUGAUUAGUGUAUUGAUUGCAAAAAAAGAAACGUAAUUUGUCAACUUUUUAUGAGGUAUAUCAAUGUAUUUCACUUACUCACUGCGAAGUUGCAGCUAUUUGUAUGUUAUCAUCAUGUACAAUUAAACAAUCAUCA